UCAGGGUGGAGGCCACCGCACCCUCCUGUAUGGACAUGCAGUAUUGCUCAGACACUCUUACAGUGGAAUGUAUCUUUCUUGUUUGUCCACAUCUCGAUCUUCAACAGACAAAUUGGCCUUUGAUGUCGGGCUGCAGGAAGAUACAACUGGGGAGGCCUGCUGGUGGACGAUACACCCAGCCUCUAAACAACGCUCAGAAGGAGAAAAAGUACGUGUUGGGGAUGACCUUAUUUUAGUCAGUAUUUCUUCAGAGCGGUACCUGCAUUUGUCAUAUGGCUGUAGCACUUUACAAGUUGAUGCCGCAUUCCAGCAAACCCUCUGGAGUGUUGCUCCAAUUUGCUCUGGAAGUGAAGUAGCGCAAGGAUAUUUAAAGGGAGGGGAUGUACUGAGGUUACCACAUGGACACAUGGAUGAAUGUCUUACUGUACCUUCAGGAGAGCAUGGAGAAGAACAGCGAAGGACAGUGCAUUAUGAAGGUGGAGCAGUGUCCAUUCAUGCCCGAUCUCUGUGGAGACUGGAGACACUGAGGGUUGCAUGGAGUGGAAGCCACAUCAGAUGGGGCCAGCCAUUCAGACUGAGACAUGUUACAACUGGAAACUACUUGAGCCUCAUUGACGAGAAAGGCCUUCUUCUAAUGGGCAAGGAGAUAUCCGAUGUAAAAAGCACAGCUUUUUGUUUCAGAUCAUCCAAGGAAAAACUGGAUGCCGGAAUAAGAAAAGAAGUGGACGGGAUGGGAUCUCCAGAGAUAAAAUAUGGUGAUUCUGUGUGCUUUAUCCAGCAUGUAGACACUGGACUAUGGCUCACCUAUCAGUCUGUAGACGCCAAAUCAGCUCGGAUGGGAACGGCUCAACGUAAAGCCAUAAUGCAUCAUGAAGGUCACAUGGACGAUGGCUUAACUCUCUCACGCUCUCAACAUGAAGAAUCGAGGACUGCCCGUGUUAUACGCAGUACCGUCUUUCUCUUCAACAGAUUUAUUGGGGGCCUUGACGCUCUCAAUAAACAAGGAAAGUCCACCUCUGUUGAUUUACCCAUUGAAUCAGUCAGCUUGAGUUUGCAGGAUCUGAUCGGCUACUUUCAGCCACCCGACGAACAUCUAGAACACGAAGAGAAACAGAACAGAUUGCGAGUGCUGAAGAACAGACAAAAUCUCUUCCAGGAAGAGGGAAUGAUUAACCUUGUUCUUGAGUGCAUUGAUCACCUUAACGUGUACAGCAGUGCGGCCCAUUUUACCGAUGUCGCUGGGAAGGAAGCAGGAGAGUCCUGGAGAGCAAUUCUCAACUCAUUGUAUGAAUUACUAGCUGCCCUAAUCAGAGGAAAUCGCAAAAACUGUGCCCAAUUUUCGGGUUCCUUGGACUGGCUGAUUAGCAGACUGGAGAGAUUAGAAGCUUCUUCCGGAAUCCUUGAAGUUUUGCACUGUGUUCUUGUGGAAAGCCCGGAAGCUCUGAACAUUAUCAAGGAAGGGCAUAUAAAAUCCAUUAUUUCCUUGCUAGAUAAACAUGGAAGAAAUCAUAAGGUUUUGGAUGUGUUGUGCUCUCUGUGUGUCUGCCAUGGAGUUGCCGUACGAUCUAACCAGCAUCUAAUUUGUGACAACUUACUACCAGGAAGAGACCUACUGUUGCAAACACAGCUCAUCAACCAUGUCAGCAGCAUGAGGCCCAAUAUCUUCCUUGGAAUCAGCGACGGUGCUGCCCAGUACAAGAAGUGGUACUUCGAGCUUAUAGUGGACCACGUUGACCCCUUUGUAACAACGGAAGCUACACACCUUCGGGUUGGCUGGGCUUCCACAGACGGCUAUUCACCCUGCCCUGGAGGAGGUGAAGGAUGGGGUGGAAAUGGUGUAGGAGAUGACCUCUACUCCUACGGAUUUGAUGGACUGCACUUAUGGUCAGGCUGCAUUGCUCGGACAGUAAAUUCACCAAACCAGCAUUUGCUGAGGGAUGAUGACGUUGUCAGCUGCUGCCUGGAUUUAAGCGCUCCAAGUAUUUCCUUCCGCAUUAAUGGACAACCAGUUCAGGGAAUGUUUGAAAAUUUCAACACCGAUGGGCUCUUCUUUCCUGUGGUCAGCUUCUCGACAGGAGUAAAAGUUCGUUUCUUGCUUGGCGGUCGCCACGGGGAGUUUAAGUUCCUUCCACCUCCUGGUUAUGCUCCGUGUUUCGAAGCCUUGCUGCCAAAAGAAAAAAUGAGGGUGGAACACACGAACGAAUAUAAGCAAGACCACAAUGGCGUGCGUGACCUACUGGGUCCGACCAUCUCUCUCACACAAGCUGCCUUCACUCCAAUGCCUGUGGAUACCUCUCAGAUUGUGCUCCCACCUCACCUGGACCGUAUACGAGAAAAGCUUGCAGAAAACAUCCAUGAGCUCUGGGUGAUGAAUAAAAUAGAGUUGGGGUGGACCUAUGGACCGAUCCGAGAUGACAACAAACGACAACACCCUUGCCUGGUAGAAUUCUCCAAGUUGCCAGAACAGGAGCGAAAUUACAAUUUGCAGAUGUCUCUGGAAACCCUGAAAACACUUAUGGCUUUGGGGUGCCAUGUUGGCAUCGCCGAUGAACAGGCAGAAGAGAAAGUGAAGACAUUAAAGCUGCCCAGAAACUACCAGCUACCCAGUGGAUACAAGCCCGCUCCUAUGGAUUUGAGCCACAUCAAAUUAACCUCAACCCAGGAGGCCAUGGUGGAUAAACUGGCAGAGAAUGCGCACAAUGUUUGGGCCAGAGACCGCAUCAGACAGGGCUGGACAUACGGCAUUCAGCAGGAUGUCAAAAAUAGAAGAAACCCUCGUCUGGUUCCAUAUACCUUGCUGGAUGAGCGAACAAAGAAGUCCAACAAAGACAGCUUGCGUGAAGCAGUUCGCACACUGCUUGGGUACGGAUAUAAUCUGGAGGCACCAGACCAAGACUAUGCUGCCCGAUCUGCUCAGUCGAACAACGCGGCUCAGAGGUUUCGCAUUUUCCGUGCGGAGAAAACCUAUGCGGUGAAAAGCGGGAAGUGGUACUUUGAGUUUGAGGCGGUGACUGCUGGGGACAUGCGUAUCGGCUGGACCAGACCAGGCUGCCGCUCGGAUCAGGAGCUCGGCACCGAUGACCAGUCCUUUGUGUUCGAUGGUUUCAAGGGCCAGCGGUGGCAUCAGGGCAAUGAGCACUUUGGCCGCUCCUGGCAGGCGGGUGACGUAGUCGGCUGCUUGGCUGACAUGAACGAGAACACCAUGACCUUCACCCUGAACGGGGAGGUGCUGCUGGAUGACUCAGGAUCCGAGCUUGCCUUCAAGGACUUUGAGGCCGGUGAUGGGUUUAUUCCAGUGUGUAGCUUGGGACUCUCUCAAGUUGGUAGGAUGAACUUUGGAAAUGACGUUGCUACGCUUAAGUACUUCACCAUCUGCGGUCUGCAAGAGGGAUACGAGCCCUUUGCGGUGAACAUGAACAGGGACAUCACCAUAUGGUUCAGCAAGAGGCUGCCUCAGUUCAUCUCUGUGCCAGCAAACCAUGAGCACAUCGAGGUGACGAGAAUAGAUGGCACCGUGGAAAGCUCGCCCUGCUUGAAGGUCAUACAGAGGUCAUUUGGCUCACAGAACAGCAGCACAGACAUUGUUUUCUACCGACUGAGUAUGCCCAUUGAAUGUGCAGAGGUCUUCUCCAAAAUGCCCAUCGGAGGUCUGGCCAACACCAACAUCCUACCUCAGAAAAACGAAAUUGAAGACUACGACGCCGAUUCGGACUUCGAGGUUCUAAUGAAAACAGCACAUGGGCACCUGGCCUCGACCACCUCCGAGAAAGAGAAGGAAAGUGUCAAGGCAGAAUUCAAUAACCACAAGGACUACAAUCAAGAAAAGCCUUCUCGCCUAAAGCAGAGAUUUAUGUUAAUGCGAACAAAACCUGACUAUAACUUAACACAUUCUUCAACACGACUCCCUGAGGAGGUACAUGCUGACGAUAGAGAUGAUUAUGACUUCUUGAUGCAGACAACAACAUAUUAUUAUUCCGUGAGAAUAUUUCCCGGUCAGGAGCCUACAAAUGUUUGGGUUGGUUGGAUCACCUCAGACUUUCACCAGUACGACACUGUCUACGAGCUGGAGAAGGUUCGCACCGUGACAGUAACCCUAGGAGACGAGAAGGGGAAGGUUCAUGAAAGCAUAAAACGAAGUAACUGCUACAUGGUGUGGGCGGGAGAAAGCACAAGCCCUGGGCAAGGACGAAAUAACAAUGGCCUGGAAAUUGGCUGCCUAGUGGAUACUGCUAGCGGCUUAUUGACCUUCACUGCCAAUGGCAAGGAAUUAAAUACAUAUUAUCAGGUGGAAGCAAGCACAAAACUAUUUGCUGCGGUCUUUGCGCAAGCCACAAGUCCCAAUGUAUUCCAGUUUGAACUGGGAAGGGUUAAGAAUGUGAUGCCCCUGUCAGCAGGGUUAUUUAAAAGUGAGCGAAGGAACCCUAUUCCACAGUGUCCGCCUCGACUUCACGUCCAGUAUCUGACUCCCGUGCUGUGGAGCAGAGUGCCGAACGAGUUCUUAAAGGUGGAUGUCAGUCGCGUCAGUGACCGCCAUGGAUGGCAGGUGCAAUGUACAGAACCUUUACGAUUCAUGUCUUUACAUAUUCCCGAAGAGAACAGGUCUUUGGAUAUCUUGGAGCUGACAGAGCACGAGGAGCUGCUGAAAUUUCACUACCAUACCUUGCGUUUGUAUUCCGCAGUUUGUGCUUUAGGCAAUAACCGAGUGGCCCAUGCUCUUUGCAGCCACGUGGACGAGUCUCAAUUGCUGUACGCAAUAGAGAACAAAUAUGUACCUGGCUUACUGCGGGCAGGUUACUAUGACCUACUCAUUGACACUUACCUGAACACCUAUGCCACUGCUCGGCUGAUGAUGAACAAUGAGUUCAUUGUUCCCAUGACGGACGAAACCAAGAGCAUCACCUUGUUUCCGGACGACAACCGGAAUCACGCUGUCCCUGGCGUGGGGCUUAGCACCUCCCUCAGGCCGAGGAUGCAGUUCUCCUCCACCAGCUUCCUCACUGUGACCGGGGAGUGUUUCCAGUACAGCCCGGAAUUUCCGCUGGACAUCCUGAAGGCCAAGACCAUCGAGAUGCUGACUGAAGCUGUGCAGGAAGGCAGCCUCCACGUGCGGGACCCAGUGGGCGGAAGCACUGAGUUCCUCUUCGUCCCCCUCAUCAAGCUCUUCUACACCCUCCUCAUCAUGGGCAUCUUCUGCAGCGAGGACCUGAAGCACAUCCUGCAGCUGAUCGAGGCCAGCGUGUUCUCCGAGAAGACCGACACCAGCGAAGAGAAGAGUGAGAAGGAUGUAAUCAAAGACGAACAGAAAGCAGAAGGAGGAGACGAGGAGUUCAGGGGUGAACAGGUUCCCCAGGAAGGCCUGCUACAGAUGAAGCUUCCUGAGCCAGUCAAACUCCAGAUGUGCCACCUUCUGCAGUAUUUGUGCGACUGCCAACUCCGCCAUCGGAUCGAAGCCACCGUUGGCUUUUCCGAUGACUUUGUGCUGAAGCUGCAGGAGAACCAGAGGUUCCGGUAUAACGAGGUGAUGCAGGCAUUAAACAUGUCCGCUGCAUUGACCGCCAAGAAAACCAAAGAAUUCCGAUCGCCUCCACAGGAGCAGAUUAACAUGUUGCUGAGCUUUAAAAACGACAGGCGUGAGUGUCCUUGCCCGGUGGAAGUGCGUGAAGAUCUGUUGGAUUUCCAUGAAGAUCUCAUGGCUCAUUGUGGAAUUGAAUUGGAAGAAGAAGAAGCUAACAGCGACGACAGUGACUCCACAAUCCGCGGGCGCCUGAUGAACCUGGUAGAGAAAGUGGCCUACUUGAAGAAAAGAAAAACGGAGAGUCCACUGGAACAGGAGGCAAAGAAACCCACCACCCUUCAGCAGUUGAUCUCGGAGACCAUGGUUCGGUGGGCGCAGGAGUCAGUGAUCGAGGAUCCGGAGCUUGUGCGUGCCAUGUUUGUUUUGCUUCACCGGCAGUACGAUGGCAUUGGCGAGCUUGUCCGUGCUUUACCCAAGACCUACACGAUCAACAGAGUGUCGGUGGAAGAUACGAUAAGUCUACUGGCUUCACUGGGCCAGAUCAGAUCUCUUCUCAGUGUUAGAAUGGGCAAAGAAGAGGAAAAGCUGAUGAUCCGUGGGCUUGGGGACAUAAUGAAUAAUAAAGUGUUUUACCAGCAUCCCAAUCUAAUGAGAGCCCUAGGGAUGCAUGAGACAGUGAUGGAAGUCAUGGUGAAUGUGCUUGGAGGGGGAGAAUCUAAGGAAAUAAUCUUCCCGAAGAUGGUGGCCAACUGUUGUCGUUUCCUCUGCUACUUCUGCCGAAUCAGUCGGCAAAAUCAAAAAGCAAUGUUUGAUCACUUAAGCUAUCUGUUGGAAAACAGCAGUGUUGGAUUAGCAUCUCCUUCCAUGCGAGGUUCCACUCCUUUGGAUGUUGCUGCAGCAUCUGUGAUGGACAACAAUGAACUUGCCCUGGCAUUGCGAGAACCCAAUUUAGAAAAAGUGGUUCAGUAUUUGGCUGGAUGUGGGUUGCAGAGUUGUGCCAUGCUCGUUGCCAAGGGCUACCCUGAUAUUGGGUGGAAUCCUGUGGAAGGGGAGCGAUAUUUGGAUUUUCUCCGUUUUGCUGUAUUUUGCAAUGGCGAGAGUGUGGAAGAAAAUGCCAAUGAGGUUGUAAGAUUGUUAAUUCGUCGUCCGGAGUGCUUUGGUCCAGCCUUGCGUGGAGAAGGUGGAGAUGGUCUUUUAUCUGCCAUGGAGGAAGCCAUUAAGAUCUCUGAAGACCCAGCUAGAGAUGGACUAUCACCGACUGAUGAAUGUAGUAGAAGUCUGGAUAUUGAAGAAGAGGAUGAUACCAUUCAUAUGGGGAAUGCUAUUAUGACCUUCUACUCUGCUUUAAUUGAUUUAUUGGGUCGAUGUGCACCAGAGAUCCAUCUCAUAAAUGCAGGUAAAGGUGAGGCAAUACGGAUUAAAUCCAUUCUCCGGUCCUUGAUCCCUCUGGAAGACCUGGAAGGAGUUAUCAGCAUUCCCUUCCAGAUGCCAACAGUUGCCAAGGACGGGACCGUUGUGGAGCCAGACAUGUCAGCGGGCUUCUGCCCUGAUCACAAGGCAGCCAUGGUUUUGUUCCUUGAGCGGGUGUAUGGGAUAGAAGAGCAAGAAUUCCUCUUGCAUCUGCUGGAGGUUGGCUUCUUGCCAGAUCUCCGAGCCGCUGCCUCACUGGACACGGUCGCCUUGAGUGCCACAGAUAUGGCGUUGGCAUUGAAUCGAUACCUAUGCACUGCGGUUUUGCCACUGUUAACCAAGUGUGCCCCACUCUUUGCCGGCACUGAACAUCACGCUUCCCUUAUCGAUUCCUUGCUGCACACUGUCUACAGGUUGUCUAAGGGAUGCUCCCUCACCAAGGCCCAGAGGGAUGCCAUUGAGGAAUGCUUACUUGCAAUUUGUGGACAAUUGCGGCCAUCUAUGAUGCAGCACCUGCUGAGAAGGUUGGUGUUUGAUGUUCCUCUGCUGAAUGAACAUGCAAAGAUGCCUCUCAAAUUACUGACCAAUCAUUAUGAAAGAUGUUGGAAAUAUUACUGCCUCCCGGGAGGUUGGGGGAGUUUUGGAGCUGCCUCUGAGGAAGAACUUCACUUGUCGAGGAAGUUAUUCUGGGGAAUUUUUGAUGCCCUGUCCCAGAAGAAGUAUGAACAUGAGUUGUUUAAGCUGGCUCUGCCUUGCCUGAGUGCAGUUGCUGGAGCCUUGCCCCCAGACUACAUGGAGUCCAACUAUGUGGCAAUGAUGGAGAAACAGUCUUCAGUGGACACCGAAGGCAACUUCAACCCCCAGCCUGUCGCCACUUUAAGUGUAACUCUCCCGGAAAAAUUGGAUUAUUUCAUCAAUAAAUAUGCAGAGCACAGUCACGACAAAUGGACGAUGGACAAGCUAACAAACGGAUGGGUGUAUGGAGAAACAAACAACGAGAUUACCAAGGUUCAUCCUUUGUUAAAGCCAUUCAAGCUUCUGUCUGAAAAGGACAAAGAAGUGUAUCGUUGGCCAAUAAAGGAGUCUCUGAAAACAAUGGUUGCCUGGAGUUGGACAAUAGAACGGACUCAAGAAGGAGAAUUCAUGGCAUUGCAUCAUAGAACUCGCCGAAUAUCUCAGUCAAGUCAGGUGUCUAUAGACUCUGCUCAUGGUUAUAGUCCUCGUCCCAUCGAUAUGAGCAAUGUUUCGCUUUCCAGGGACCUGCAUGCAAUGGCAGAGCUUCUAGCUGAAAACUACCACAACAUCUGGGCUAAGAAAAAGAAAAACGAAUUGGAAGCAAAAGGAGGAGGAAACCACCCAUUGCUGGUACCCUAUGACACACUAACAGCCAAAGAGAAAGCCAAAGACCGGGAGAAAGCACAGGAAAUCCUCAAGUUCCUGCAGAUCAAUGGCUAUGCAGUCUCAAGGGGUUUAAAAGACAUGGAGUUGGAUACACCAUCCAUUGAAAAGAGAUUUGCCUACAGCUUUCUUCAGCAACUCAUCAAAUAUGUUGACCAGGCUCAUAACUACAUUCUGCAGUUUGAUCUCUGUUGCACAACAAGAGGUGAAAAAUUUGUGCAUGAACAGGAAAUCAAGUUCUUUGCCAAGGUCGUUCUUCCUUUAAUUGACCAAUAUUUUAAGAACCAUCGUCUGUACUUCCUGUCGACUGCAAGCAGCCUGAUGAGCAGUGGAGGGCAUGCAUCCAACAAAGAAAAGGAGAUGGUAACAAGCCUCUUCUGCAAACUCGGAGUGCUUGUCAGAUAUAGGAUAUCACUGUUUGGGAGUGACGCAACAUCAAUUGUAAACUGUCUUCACAUAUUGGGCCAGACCUUGGAUGCCAGAACCUUGAUGAAAACCGGCCUGGAGUCUGUCAAGUUGGCUUUGCGGACGUUCUUCGAAAGCGCAGCGGAAGAUUUGGAAAAAACCAUCGAGAAUCUCAAACUGGGUCAGUUCACUCACACCAGGACACAGCCGAAGGGAGUGACCCAGAUCAUCAAUUACACCACAGUGGCACUGCUGCCUGUUCUCUCAUCGUUCUUCGAACACAUCGGACAACACCAGUUUGGCGAAGAUCUGAUCCUGGAUGAUGUGCAAGUCUCUGGCUACAGAAUAUUAAACAGCUUGUAUGCAUUGGGUACAGGGAACAGCAUAUACGUUGAAAGGCAGCGCCCAGCCCUUGGGGAAUGUCUGGCAGCAUUUGCCGGAGCUUUUCCAGUCGCCUUUCUGGAAACUGACUCGAAUAAGCACAAUCCAUUCUCAAGCUACAACACGAAGAAACCAAAAGAUGUAACAGCACUGAAGCUACCAGCUAAAGUGGAAGAUAUGUGUCCCAAUAUCCCUUCCCUAGAAUGUCUGCUGGAUGAGAUAAUAGAGCUGGCAGAAUCUGGCAUACGCUACACGCAGAUGCCCCAUGUGAUGGAAGUCAUCUUGCCCAUGCUGUGCAGCUACAUGUCGCAUUGGUGGGAGCAUGGUCCGGAGAACAACCCGGAGAAAGCAGAGCUCUGCUGCACUGCCCUCACCUCCGAGCACAUGAACACCCUGCUGGGCAACAUUCUGAAGAUCAUAUCCAACAAUCUGGGCAUCGACGAAGGAGCCUGGAUGAAGAGAUUAGCAGUGUUCUCGCUGCCGAUUAUCAGCAAGGUGAAGCCGCAGCUCCUUAAAACCCACUUCCUGCCCUUGAUGGAGAAACUGAAGAAGAAAGUGGCCACGGUGGUACUGGAAGAGGAACACCUCAAGGCCGAGGGCAGAGGAGACAUGUCAGAGGCUGAGCUGCUCAUUCUGGAUGAAUUUACUGUACUGGCCCGGGAUCUUUACGCUUUCUACCCACUGCUGAUCCGAUUUGUCGACUACAACCGCGCAAAGUGGCUCAAAGAACCAAAUUCUGACGCAGAAGAGCUUUUCCGUAUGGUGGCUGAAGUUUUCAUAUACUGGGCAAAAUCUCAUAAUUUUAAAAGAGAAGAACAGAACUUUGUGAUUCAGAAUGACAUCAACAACAUGUCGUUCCUCAUCACUGAUACAAAGUCCAAGAUGUCCAAGGGAGGGGUGUCUGAUCAAGAGAGAAAGAAGUCAAAGAGGAAAGGAGACCGUUACUCUCUACAAACUUCCCUCAUAGUGGCAGCAUUGAAGAGGUUACUGCCUAUCGGGUUAAACAUCUGUGUACCCGGCGACCAGGAGCUAAUCUCGUUGGCCAAAAAUAGGUUUAGCAUGCUGGAGGAUCCUGCUAUUCGAUGGCAGAUGGCACUUUACAAAGAUCUACCCAACCGGAACGAAGAUACGUCCGACCCAGAAAAAACUGUCCUGCGUGUGCUGGAUAUUGCCAACGUGGUCCUCCAUUUGGAACAGGUUGAACAUCCACAGAGAUCUAAAAAAGCUGUGUGGCACAAGUUGCUGUCCAAACAACGCAAGCGGGCAGUGGUGGCUUGCUUCAGGAUGGCACCACUUUAUAAUUUACCUCGGCACCGAGCUGUCAAUCUCUUCCUCCAAGGCUACGAGAAGUCAUGGAUUGAGACCGAGGAACAUUAUUUUGAAGAUAAGCUAAUAGAAGAUAUUGCCAAACCAGGGGGAAAGAAGCCAGUUGAAGAAGAGGAGGGAACCAAGCACCUCGACCCACUUCACCAACUCAUUCUACUUUUCAGUCGAACAGCUCUCACAGAAAAAUGUAACCUGGAAGAAGACUUUCUCUACAUGGCUUAUGCUGAUAUCAUGGCAAAGAGUUGUCACGUAGAAGAAGAUGAAGAUGGUGAAGAAGAAGUCAAAACCUUUGAAGAAAAAGAAAUGGAGAAGCAGAAGCUGCUGUACCAACAGGCAAGACUUCAUGACCGAGGGGCUGCUGAGAUGGUUCUACAGAUGAUAAGUGCCAGCAAAGGUGAAAUGGGGCCGAUGGUUGCGUCUACUCUGAAACUUGGCAUUGCUAUUCUAAAUGGUGGGAAUUCCACCGUUCAACAGAAAAUGCUCGAUUGUCUCAAGGAAAAGAAAGAUGUUGGUUUCUUUCAGAGCUUGGCAGGUCUCAUGCAAUCUUGCAGUGUUCUUGAUCUGAAUGCAUUUGAACGGCAGAACAAAGCUGAAGGACUUGGCAUGGUAACAGAGGAGGGAUCAGGGGAGAAGGUGAUGCAGGCUGAUGAAUUUACGUGCGAUCUCUUUCGAUUCCUGCAGCUGCUCUGUGAAGGCCACAACUCAGAUUUCCAGAACUACCUGAGGACCCAGACGGGCAACAACACGACAGUCAACAUCAUCAUCUCAACUGUGGACUAUCUCUUGAGAGUUCAGGAAUCGAUCAGUGAUUUCUAUUGGUUUUAUUCUGCAAAGGACAUCAUUGAUGAACAAGGACAGCGCAAUUUCUCAAAGGCAAUCAAUGUGGCAAAGCAGGUGUUCAACACUCUUACAGAAUAUAUUCAGGGUCCAUGCACUGGCAACCAGCAGAGUCUGGCGCACAGCAGGCUGUGGGACGCAGUGGUUGGCUUUCUUCAUGUCUUUGCUCACAUGCAGAUGAAGUUGUCCCAGGAUUCCAGUCAGAUUGAGUUGCUGAAGGAGCUAAUGGAUCUACAGAAAGACAUGGUGGUGAUGCUGCUUUCAAUGUUAGAAGGUAAUGUGGUGAACGGGACAAUCGGGAAGCAAAUGGUGGAUAUGUUGGUGGAAUCUUCAAACAAUGUCGAGAUGAUUCUCAAAUUCUUUGACAUGUUCCUGAAGCUAAGGAACCUGACCUCUUCCGAUGCAUUCAAAGAAUAUGAUCCCGAUAGCAAAGGCUUGAUCUCCAAGAGGGACUUUCAGAAGGCCAUGGAGAGUCAUAAACACUACACGCAGUCAGAAACCGAAUUCUUACUCUCUUGCGCAGAAACAGAUGAGAACGAGAUGCUGGAUUAUGAGGAAUUUGUUGAAAGGUUUCAUGAACCAGCGAAGGACAUUGGUUUCAAUGUCGCCGUACUACUUACCAACUUAUCUGAGCACAUGCCCCAUGAUACGCGGCUACAGACCUUCCUGGAGUUGGCAGAGAGCGUUCUCAAUUAUUUCCAGCCAUUUCUCGGCCGUAUCGAGAUUAUGGGAAGCGCCAAGCGGAUCGAGAGGGUGUACUUUGAGAUCAGUGAAUCCAGUCGGACUCAGUGGGAGAAGCCUCAAGUGAAGGAGUCCAAAAGGCAGUUCAUCUUUGACGUUGUAAAUGAAGGAGGAGAGAAAGAAAAGAUGGAACUGUUCGUCAACUUCUGUGAAGAUACGAUCUUUGAAAUGCAGCUGGCAGCACAAAUCUCGGAAUCGGAUUCUAACGAGAGGUCCGUGUGUAAGGGAGAAACGCAGAAGGACAAAAUCGAGGAAGAAGAUCCCAGAGUGGGUUUUUUCUCCAUGACGACAAUUAGAUCCGCCUUAAUGGCGCUCAGGUACAAUGUGAUGAUACUCAUGAAGCUGUUGACAACCAAAAGCCUCAAAAAACAGUUGAAGAAAAUGAAGAAGAUGACCAUGAAAGAUAUGGCCAAGGCCUUGUUCUCCUUCUAUUGGAGUCUAUUGAUUGGGUUCUCCCAUUUUGUCUUCAGUGUUUUCCGGGGAUUUUUCCGCAUCAUGUACAGCACUUUCCUUGGGGGGAGUCUGGUGGAGGGAGCCAAGAAGAUGAAAGUGACUGAGCUCUUAGCUAGCAUGCCGGACCCAACGCACGACGAGGUGCGUGGAGAGGUUGGAGAGGGAGAGGGGAAGGUUCGGCCAUCGACCCUGACGUCUGAAGACCUGACGGAUCUAAGAGCAAUCACCGAGGAGAGCGAUUUCUUAUCUGAUAUUUUUGGUCUGGACCUACGGCGGGAAGGAGGGCAAUACAAGCUAAUUCCACACAACCCAAAUGCCCACAUGACCGAUCUGAUUGACCCACCUUCUCCUACUCUGCCACUGCCAGAAGUUCAGACGAGCUGCCAGGCUGAAGAAACAAAGGAAGACGAGAAAGAAGAGAAAGAAAACUACAAAGACAAACCAGAGAAAGCUGAUGGGGAGGAUGGAGAAAAAGGGGAAAAUGUGACAGAACAGAAGCCUCGACGAAAAAGGAGACAGCGACACGCUGAGAAAAUAGAUGAACCUGAAGUACAAGAGUCUGCCUUCUGGAAAAAGAUUACAGCUUACCAGCAGAAGCUACUUAAUUAUUUUGCCCGUAACUUCUACAAUAUGAGGAUGUUGGCACUGUUUGUAGCCUUUGCAAUUAACUUCAUUCUCCUUUUCUACAAGGUUUCCACGUCCCCAACGUUAGAAGAGAAGGAAAAAAGACUUGGUGUUUACAGUCAAGACGGCAGAGGCUCUCGAUGGAGCGGAAUGGGAAGUGGGCGUAGGGUCACAGUGCAUUAUGUUCUACAAGAAAGCAGUGGCUAUAUGGAGCCAACACUGAGGAUUCUGGCCAUCCUACACACUAUCAUCUCUUUCUUCUGCAUCAUUGGCUACUACUGUUUAAAAGUCCCCCUGGUUAUUUUCAAACGCGAGAAGGAGGUGGCCAGGAAGUUGGAGUUUGAUGGAUUAUACAUCACAGAGCAACCUUCAGAGGAUGACAUCAAGGGACAGUGGGAUAGGCUGGUCAUAAACACUCAAUCUUUCCCAUAUAACUACUGGGACAAGUUUGUGAAGAGAAAGGUUAUGGACAAGUAUGGAGAAUUCUACGGUCGGGACAGGAUUAGUGAAUUGUUGGGCAUGGACAAAGCUGCUUUGGAUUUCAGUGAUGCGCAAGAAAAGAAAAAGCCCAAGAAAGAAAACUCCUUCUGUGCAGUACUUAACUCUAUUGAUGUCAAGUAUCAGAUCUGGAAGCUGGGUGUCGUGUUUACGGACAAUUCGUUCUUAUACCUUGCCUGGUACAUGACUAUGUCAAUUCUAGGACAUUAUAACAACUUCUUCUUUGCUGCCCACCUGCUGGAUAUCGCGAUGGGAUUUAAAACAUUGCGGACUAUCCUUUCAUCAGUGACGCAUAAUGGCAAACAGCUGGUUUUAACUGUGGGCUUAUUAGCCGUCGUGGUCUAUCUGUACACCGUGGUUGCUUUUAAUUUCUUCCGUAAAUUCUACAACAAAAGUGAGGACGGGGUCACUCCAGAUAUGAAGUGCGAUGAUAUGUUGACGUGUUAUAUGUUCCACAUGUAUGUGGGCGUCCGUGCUGGUGGAGGCAUUGGCGAUGAGAUUGAAGACCCAGCCGGGGAUGAAUAUGAAAUAUAUCGAAUCAUUUUUGACAUCACCUUCUUUUUCUUUGUAAUUGUCAUCCUGCUGGCCAUCAUUCAAGGUCUAAUUAUUGAUGCCUUUGGUGAACUGAGGGACCAGCAGGAGCAAGUUAAGGAAGACAUGGAGACCAAGUGUUUCAUCUGUGGAAUUGGCAAUGACUACUUCGACAUGGUGCCCCACGGCUUUGAGACUCACACACUGCAGGAGCACAAUUUGGCAAAUUACCUAUUUUUCUUGAUGUACCUUAUUAAUAAAGAUGAAACAGAGCACACAGGACAGGAAUCCUAUGUAUGGAAAAUGUAUCAGGAACGUUGCUGGGAGUUCUUCCCCGCAGGAGAUUGCUUCCGCAAGCAGUAUGAAGACCAGCUCAACUGAAUGAGGACUAAGCUGGCUUUGGGACAUUGGAGAUUGGUCAUUGGACCUGGAGAUUUCCCUCUUUGAAUGCUUUCAAGCCUUUCUUUGUGUAUAACCUGCUCAGUGUGCAUCCGGAACAACAACGCUGGAACGCACUGAGUCUGCUGACAGCACAUCUGCUUUCAAAUUGAUGUAGAGGGGGGGGAAAAAAAUAUUGAUUUAAAACUGUGCGCCGAUACGUUUUCAGACAUUUCCUUCAUCUUGUGAGCACAUGUGACAGAUGAUAAAUUGCUCUCAUCCUAAACAUUUAUGUAUUUCUUCAUCUGGAAUGCUAUUGUGUACUUCUUGAUGUCCAUGGCAUCCAAUUUACUGACGGACAGUGGGCUGUGAUGAGGAAAUAGUGCCUUACUAUAUGUGGGUUGAGCUAUGCAAGAGGUUGUGUGCAUGACCGUGUUACACUGUAACGAGAUCUUUUGAUGUACAUGCUUCUGUUUGACUGCCCAUGCGUCUCAGAAGAAGUGCAGGACAUUCACAUAAAAACCUAAGAUGUUUGUUUCUGGUUCUUUAGCUCUUUUAUUUUGGUGAUGCUCUUAUGCAAUACAGCAACAGUCCGAACCUUUGCAUAAAAGAUUCUUUCAAAGGAAAGAAAGUUAUUCCAUUGCAUGUCUAUUAUGCAAGUACAAGAGAAAAUAAAAAUGGCCAUCUGAUUAUUGUGACAACUAUUUUUUAGGUUUAAGGUUAUUGAUUACUCUGUAGUUACAAAGUGUUGUGUACCUUAUUGUAGAUUCAGAACCAGUUUCAUCAGCCAUGAAUGCCGUGUUUAAUCUCGGUCGCUGUCUCACAUAUUUUCUGCCACUUGUGGUAUAUAUAGCGAUUGAAGAAUAACUAUCCACUCAUUGCUGACUGAAGCUGAAGCAAUAUCCAUUCAGGGAUGUCACCGGACACCAUUGUAUAAUAAUUAUGUGUAGAAUACUUCAUUUGAUUUGUUUUAACUUGUAAUGCCAAUCUUUCAAAAUAAAACAUUCGGAAUAAAAAA
This is a messenger RNA of Amblyraja radiata (thorny skate), 15515 nucleotides long. It is a transcript of the gene ryr2a, whose product is annotated as ryanodine receptor 2a (cardiac). Lineage: Eukaryota; Metazoa; Chordata; Chondrichthyes; Rajiformes; Rajidae. Gene Ontology annotation, cellular component: sarcoplasmic reticulum membrane; calcium channel complex; Z disc. Gene Ontology annotation, molecular function: protein binding; calcium ion binding; ryanodine-sensitive calcium-release channel activity. Gene Ontology annotation, biological process: intracellular calcium ion homeostasis; striated muscle contraction; release of sequestered calcium ion into cytosol by sarcoplasmic reticulum. The record is from RefSeq and is a predicted model, not a curated record.